Molecule: messenger RNA, 1982 nt
Organism: Hibiscus syriacus
Lineage: Eukaryota; Viridiplantae; Streptophyta; Magnoliopsida; Malvales; Malvaceae
Product: U-box domain-containing protein 4-like
Biological process (GO): protein ubiquitination
Cellular component (GO): nucleus; cytoplasm
Molecular function (GO): ubiquitin-protein transferase activity; protein binding
Source: RefSeq, a predicted model, not a curated record
AUGAGAAGUCAUGUUUUGGAGGAGUUGAGCUUGAAUUCAAAUCAGGAGAUUUUGAUAGAGGCUGUGGCCCUUGAAAAGUUGAAGGAGAAUGCUGAUCAAGCUGAUAAAACUGCAGAAGUCGAGUAUAUUGAUAAACUUAUUGCUCUUGUAACUCGCAUGCAUCAUCGCAUUAUCUUAAUAAAACAGUCUCAGACCAGCAGCCCUGUUCUCAUACCUUCGAAUUUCAUCUGCCCCCUUUCGCUAGAGCUAAUGACUGAGCCAGUGAUUGUGGCAUCAAGAAAAACCUAUGAGCACGCUUUCAUCAAAAAAUGGAUUGAUCUUGGGCUCACUAUGUGCCCCAAGACACGACAGAAGUUGACUCAUACCAACCUUAUACCUAAUUACACUGUGAAGGCACUAAUUGCAAACUGGUGUGAGUCAAACAAUGUGAAGUUGCCUGAUCCAAUUAAGUUCAUGAGUCUAAAUGCGCCCUAUACACGUUGUGAAUCCGAGGUUAAAAAGUUGGUUGAGGACUUGAAGAGUACAUCAAUUGAUACUCAAAGGGAGGCCACAGCUCAACUCAGGUUUCUUUCCAAGCAGAGUAGGGAUAAUCGGAUUAUAAUAACGAACUUUGGGGUAAUUAGCUUGUUAGUUGAUUUACUUCAUUCACCAGAUACAAAGACUCAGGAAAAUGCUGUUACAGCACUUCUUAACUUUCAAAUUGAUAGCAACAAAACAGCCAUUGCUAAUGCAAAUGCAAUUUUUCCUCUGAUUCAUGUUCUUGAGAUUGGAAGUCCUGUUGCUAAAGAAAACACAGCUGCCACUCUCUUCAGCCUUUCGGCCAUCGAGGAUAACAAAGUCAAGAUUGGAAGGUCUGGGGCAAUCCGGCCUUUGGUUGAUUUGCUGGGGAAUGGUACUCCGAGGGGAAAGAAAGAUGCAGUGACAGCCUUGUUUAAUCUGUCAAUAUUUCAUGAAAAUAAGGCCCGAAUUGUGCAGGCUGGUGCUGUAAGAUACCUUGUGGAUUUGAUGCUCCCAACAGCUGGAAUGGUUGAUAAGGCAGUAUUUGUUUUGGCAAAGCUUGCUACAAUUCCUGAAGGGAGGACUGCAAUUGAAAAACACUGUGGGAUUCCCAUUCUGGUUGAGGUUGUUGAAAUGGGUUCAGCCAGAGGAAAAGAAAAUGCUGCUGGUGCUCUUUUACAUCUCUGCAUAUGCAGUCCUAGGUUUUGCAAUUUGGUUCUGCAAGGAGCUUUUCCAUUAUUAGUGGAAUUGUCCAACUGCGGAACCCCGAGAGCUAAAGAGAAAGUACAAUUUUUUUUUAAUUCACUUCCUUCAACUUCGGAAAAGUAAACAUCAUAAAGCCGAUGUUUGUUGCAGGCACAAGCACUUAUUAGCCACCUUCGAAACAUUAGACAUGGAUAUGCUGGAACAGGAUGAAAGUCCGGAAAACAACCGUCAUUACCAUUCAAGGUUUUGGGCCUAUACAGUUUGUUAUAUGUAUAUUUGAUGUUGUAAAUCAUGCAGGUGAAGUUUUGCUGCUUGAAAUUACAGGGAUAACUUGUGGAGGAUUUAAUUGAGAGUCCACUUGUGAAAUACUCCUCUUUUUUUCUCUCUCCUUGAAUAUGGGGAAAUUGUGAAUGUUGGAAAGAGAUUUUCCUACACGUGACUCUUUAUCUGGAGUUUGAACUUUGCAGCGAGCUUGGGGGUGGAAUGAGUGAAUAAUCUUCGUUCCAUUUGCUUAACCAAGUCCAUUAACAUUUUUUUAAACUACUUAUCAGUUGUCAAAAUCCUUUCUUAAUAUAUGUACUUACUGAUAUUCAGUGAAAAACAAUUAACCCUUCACAAUUUGACAUGAUAAGUAAUCAAUUUGACAUGAAGUUUAUAUUUAACUUCACGAGUAACUAGAAGCAAUUCUGCUAAACAAGCUCCUUUGGGCGGCUACCGCUGAAGAAAUCCCCAAAUUCCAGCUAAAACAUUCAUUCAUAAACAGAUUCCAAAUGUCCCAC